CUCGACCUCGACCUACACGACAGCCCGGCAAGCAGCCACGCAGCCUGACGAGCGAGCGCAAUGGCAGGCAAAGCGACGUCCAGAGAGGACGUGCUGAGCUUCCUCGACGAUCUCAAUGCCUACACGGCGCCCACUUCUGCUGCCACGGCAUCGUCAGGCACGCCGACGGGCGAUGCUACUAAAGCGCACCAGGCCAACGAUGUCAUGGCUUUCCUCGACGAGAUCACCCAGGCUCCCAGACCGUCUACGCCCGGCACAGCAGCCGUCAGACCGAGCAACCCUGCCUUCAAGUCGUCCAAUACCGUCACGGGUUCGAGCUUAGGCGGCGCAUCCCAACGUUCGACGCUUCGUUCGAGUCCUCACAAGACGCCCUUGCCUAUGCCUACCAGUACACAACCUUCCUCUCGGCCCGAGUCACCUGCCUUGAGCUCGACAUCGAUGAAUGCGUCCCAUUCGGGCGCGAGUCCAAAGGAACCCGUCACGCGGGUCUCCUCUCGCGGUAGUCUCAGAGCAGCACAAGGCGUCGUCGAACAAGCAAGAGCACAGAGAAGAUCUACCAAUGAAGCUGCUGCUCAGCGUGCCUCGCCCAAACCUGCCCCGGUGGCUUCACCACCUGCUGUUGCGCAAGAAAGCGCAGGCGGUUGGGGAUGGUCGUCUGUCUGGAAUUCCGCCUCGACCGUCAUACAGCAAGCCAGAACGGUUGCAGAAGAGAAUUUGCAUAAUUUGCCACAGCUGCCACAAGGCUUGCAAGCGCAAGUAGAUGCACAAGGCGCGCAAGCUGCCAAGUGGCGAGAAGGCAUGCUAGGCUAUAUGAAGUCGAUGGACGUCGACAAGCUACGCAAGGACAUAACAGAGCAAGGAAUGAAGACGCUGACGGAUCUGAUGAAUGCUGUCGCGCCGCCCAUCAGCCAGCACGAAGUCAUUCAGGUCUCGCUCUCGCACGAUAUGAUAGGCUACGACGGCGUAGAAACGCUCGUCUUCCGUGCGCUCACAAAGGUGAUGGAGCAAGUGGACGGAGGCGAUCUCGUCGUCAAUCGCGGACGAGAGGAUCCGGAAGCGCGUAAGUCGACAGAUCGGAACUCCAUCGAAGAAGAACGCGACAUCAAAGCCGUUCAAGGUCUCAGAGAAGGCUAUGCACUCGCUUCUGCUUCGCUCGAUCGACUCAUAGCCAAAACGUACAAGCCUGCUGAGCCGACUGAAGAGACGAACACUCAUCAUGCAAAAUCGGCAAGCAAAUCCAAUGUCAGCGUACCAGUCAGCUACUGCCCUGUCUACAUGCGCAUACAGCCUGUGCUUGCACCCUUGCCUUUUUCUGCCGAUGGUGAGGCACAAAGCAAAGAAGAAAGUCAUCUCUACUUUAUACUGUUGCUCAAAGACCCGACAAAUGACCUCGUCCACAAAACGCUCACUCAGACCAUGCCGGCUCACUGGCUCGAUAUUCCAUUUGAAGAGAAUGAAUGGGUGGAAGACAACAUGGUCGAAGUCAUCAGGCGGGGAGUAGACAUCAUCGGUCAGGAGUAUGUCAACGGCAGGAUGAGCGGUCGAUCAUUCAAGACUUCUUCCUCGGCUGCUGCCGCGUCAUAGUUCACGAAUCCUCCUGUUGUAUCACCAUUGCGAGACGAUUGAGAUGCAGUGUGCACGCCCAUAGUGUG
This is a messenger RNA of Mixia osmundae IAM 14324, 1652 nucleotides long. RefSeq lists its product as uncharacterized. The coding region runs from base 61 to 1584 and encodes 507 amino acids. The record is from RefSeq and is a predicted model, not a curated record. NCBI's taxonomy places the organism in Eukaryota, Fungi, Basidiomycota, Mixiomycetes, Mixiales, Mixiaceae. The transcript has 4 exons.